UUUUCACAUUCUCUGGCAUUCAUUAUCAUCGUAUUCUGUGGCUGGCAUUCAUUAUUGAAAACGCGCAAAAUGCAUAUAAAAAUAUACACACAUACAUGAAAACAUACACACUGGGCACAGUAAACUUUCAUAUUCUUGUUUUAACUGUGCAUUUAAAUUUGACAUACAGGGACAAAUAUAGAGAAAGGUUUUGGGAUACCCACUUCUAUUGAACAGGUUUGAGUAACACAAAUCUUAAUGCUAUAGCAUAUAAUGAUAUCCUAGAGCAGGGGUCUUUAGUGUUUUUCGGGGAAGAGACACCUUAGAUGAGAGAGGCAUGGAGCAGGAACCCUCUGAUACUAAAUGCUUUAUCGUAUUAGGCACAAUGCAAAGUGGAGUAAAGUACAAUUACUGACCAAUCAGAAUCAAGGACUGGAACUUAAUUUUAUAUCGUUUUAUAAAUAUAAACAACAUAAUAUGGCUGUGUGACAAUAUGGUUUAAAGGUCACAUUCUUCAUUAACCCAUUUUUUAACCCUAGUUAGUGUGUAAUGUUGGUAUGCGGUAUACAGAUAAGUAAAUUGUGUGAAAAAUACUGCUUUUUUUUACACGCGAAACAUGAACACGUUAUAUUGCCCCCUAUAACCACAAUCAAAGCUUCAAAAACACUGAAAUAACAUGAGCUUUAAGACAGCACAUUAGCACCAUUAUCCUGUUUUUGUUGGCAGAGCAACUUUUCCAUUCCAGCAUGACAAUUCCCAAAGCAAGGUUCAAAAAGAAAUUAUUGAUUUAGUCUGGUGUGGAAGAACUUGACUGGUCUGCAUAAAGCCCAGACCAAAACCUAGCUGAACACCUGACUUGCAAGGUCUGAGCCAAACUGGAGAUUUCAAAUUGCCCUUUUCUUGGUGUGUUUAUAUGUGUAUAGUUUAUGGACUGUGGAACAAAACCACAUACUGUAAUACCCAGAGUAAACCAAUGCUGACACAGGGAGAACAUGUAAACUUCACACAGAAAGACCUCCUGACUCACCCAGGGAUCUGGUGUCUUCUACAGCAGAACCAGGGACCUUCUUGCUGCAACAUGCACCUGUGGGGCAGUGCUGCAUUUACAGUGUGCAGCCACACCUGUGUGCUACAUAUGCCAAGAUGACAGCAACUCGUUAUCCCAGAUCUCUUUGCCUACAGCAGCCACGUCCGCGCUCCUGGCUGACACUGACCUGGUAGAACAAUCCUCUAGAUCUGCAGAAUGCUCUGCACUACAACAGGAAGAAACAGUUAUGGCCAUGUUGGGCACCAUAGGAAUACCUAUGGCUUGUUGCACUGAGGAAGAGAUGGAAGAGGAUGACAAGGAAGAAAAGAAGCAUGAGCAAGACAACCAAGAAAGACAUAGGGAAGAUGAGGGAAAGGUGGAGAAAGAAAAGAAAGUGUACAAAGUUUUAGGAAGGCUAACGUCACAAAGAAAGUGUUACGAGGUAGAUGAAGAUGAGUUGAGGAGGAGGGUCAAAGGAGAAAACAUGUCCACAAACAUGUUUCGAAUGUUAAUAAGGGUCAACAAAAAGGAUGUUCCACCCAAUGUAUUGCAGCAGCCUAGAAAGGCAAAGACAAAGGUGACAAUAUUCAGCACCUUAACAGAGGGAGAGGCAGAAGACCUUGCCAAAGGCUUUGGCAUGGCACUGGCUAAACAUGUGCCCAAAGAGAAGCUACUUACUGGGAUACCUGAAGACGACAUUCCAGCAACGCUGCGAAGCAUUGAAAGAAUGAAGAUUAACAUGCAAAACCUAGGACCUGAAUCUGAGCUGGAUUUGGCCACUCACCGCUUUGGGCCCACAGCAGCUGAUGUUUUCUUUUCUUUUUUAGAGGACUCUAUAAAAACUCAGAACCCAGAAGGGACUAACAUGCACACAUACAACACUACCAUCCCAGAAAUGUAAUUAAGAAUUUUUUUUAAAUCAAAAUCCACGUGACACUUUUUGUUUUGUAUUUUAUUUAGCAUUGGAGACAAAUACAUACAUACAAAAAUAAUAGUCUUUAAUAAAUGCGACUUUGUUCAAACCUUGA
Messenger RNA from Misgurnus anguillicaudatus (oriental weatherfish), 2034 nucleotides. The record is from RefSeq and is a predicted model, not a curated record. NCBI's taxonomy places the organism in Eukaryota, Metazoa, Chordata, Actinopteri, Cypriniformes, Cobitidae.